AUGGCCGAGUACAGGCUCGUCGUGGUCGGCGGUGGCGGCGUGGGCAAGAGCGCGCUCACCAUCCAGUUCAUCCUCAACCACUUCGUCCAGGAGUAUGAUCCGACUAUCGAGGACUCCUACCGCAAGCAGGUUGUGAUCGACGAUGAGACAUGCCUGCUCGACGUGCUCGACACAGCCGGGCAAGAGGAGUACAGUGCGAUGCGCGACCAGUACAUGCGAACGGGGCAGGGCUUUGCGCUCGUCUACUCGAUCACCUCGCGCGAGUCCUUUGAGGAGCUUCGCGCCUUCCGCAACCAGAUCCUCCGCGUCAAGGACCGAGACCAGGUGCCGAUGGUCCUCGUCGGAAACAAGGUUGACCUCGAGGGCAGCCGGGCGGUCUCGCAGGAGGAGGCGAGGGAGCUCGCCAUCUCCUUCGGGUGCGCGUGGAUGGAGACGUCGGCCAAGUCGCGCGUCCGCGUCGAGGACAGCUUCUUCGCCCUGGUGCGAGCGGUCCGCCAGGACGAGGAGGCGAGCGCCAAACCCUCGCAGCGCAGGAGGAAGGGAAAAGCGAAGUGCGCCAUCAUGUAA
Emiliania huxleyi CCMP1516 is the source of this 567-nucleotide messenger RNA. It is a transcript of the gene Ras1-1, whose product is annotated as ras family GTPase. The transcript is spliced from 3 exons. The record is from RefSeq and is a predicted model, not a curated record. Gene Ontology annotation, cellular component: plasma membrane. Bases 1 to 567 code for a protein of 188 amino acids. Gene Ontology annotation, molecular function: GDP binding; GTPase activity; GTP binding. Gene Ontology annotation, biological process: Ras protein signal transduction. NCBI's taxonomy places the organism in Eukaryota, Haptophyta, Isochrysidales, Noelaerhabdaceae.